AGUCGAAGCAGCCUGAAUUGUACGAAUUAGACUGUUAGAAAGUGAAGGGCGUGCGCUGCUGUAAGUCAGCCCGUGCGCAUGCGCAGUCCGCGUUAGCGAAUGCUGUAGAGAAUACAACGAUAGCUGCUAGGAGCUAACCGGAGAGAAGGGACACCGAGGCAGACUGACAUCUUUUAGGUCAUCUGCUUCACGUUUGCCUGGCUGCCGUGGACACGAAUUCGGUGGUGACACUGUAGGAUGCAGUGACAGUCUGACUGGUGGAUGUUCACAGACUGUCUGCGCAGUGUUCAUUGGAGCUGGUCUGUCAGGGGAAGAACACCGUGUGAGCAGCAUACAUCUCUGUGAGCCGGAGUCUGUGUUCGAUCAGUGAUCUCCUGCCAAGGAGACAGCAGCUGCUGCACACCUUCACCUGAACCCCCCCUUCCCUCCCCACUGCCAAAAUGGUGCUGUCACAGAGACAACGGGAUGAACUAAAUAGAGCGAUAGCUGAUUACCUUCGUUCAAAUGGCUAUGAAGAAGCAUACUCAGUUUUCAAGAAGGAGGCGGAAUUAGACAUGAAUGAAGAACUGGAUAAGAAAUAUGCCGGCCUUUUGGAAAAGAAAUGGACUUCAGUCAUCAGAUUACAGAAGAAGGUGAUGGAGUUAGAAUCAAAGUUGAAUGAAGCAAAAGAGGAGAUCACUUUAGGAGGACCUAUAGGACAGAAGCGAGACCCUAAAGAAUGGAUCCCCCGCCCCCCUGAGAGAUAUGCCCUCAGUGGCCACAGGAGUCCUGUCACAAAGGUCAUCUUUCACCCAGUCUUUAGUGUUAUGGUGUCUGCCUCAGAGGAUGCUACAAUAAAGGUAUGGGAUUAUGAGGCUGGAGACUUUGAACGUACCCUGAAAGGCCAUACAGACUCUGUGCAGGACAUCUCCUUUGACCAGACUGGAAAGCUGCUGGCUUCCUGCUCAGCAGACAUGACUAUUAAACUCUGGGAUUUCCAAGGCUUUGAGUGCAUAAGAACCAUGCAUGGGCAUGACCAUAAUGUUUCGUCUGUAGCUAUAAUGCCCAAUGGAGAUCAUAUAGUAUCUGCUUCUAGAGAUAAAACCAUGAAAAUGUGGGAAGUGGCCACUGGGUACUGUGUGAAGACGUUUACUGGCCACAGAGAAUGGGUGCGUAUGGUACGGCCCAACCAGGACGGCUCCCUGAUUGCAAGUUGCUCUAAUGACCAAACGGUGCGCGUGUGGGUGGUGGCUACGAAGGAGUGCAAGGCUGAACUAAGGGAACAUGAGCAUGUAGUGGAAUGCAUUUCAUGGGCUCCUGAAAGUGCCAGUCCCACUAUACUGGAGGCCACUGGCUCUGAGACUAAGAAGAGUGGGAAACCUGGACCAUUCCUUCUGUCUGGCUCCAGAGACAAAACUAUCAAAAUGUGGGAUGUCAGCAUUGGCAUGUGCCUUAUGACACUGGUUGGCCAUGAUAACUGGGUGCGUGGGCUGCUCUUCCACCCUGGUGGAAAGUUCAUUGUGAGCUGUGCUGAUGACAAGACUUUGAGGAUCUGGGACUACAAAAACAAGCGUUGCAUGAAAUCCUUGAGUGCCCAUGAACAUUUUGUUACCUCUCUGGAUUUUCACAAGACUGCUCCAUAUGUGGUUACUGGGAGUGUAGAUCAGUCUGUAAAAGUGUGGGAGUGUCGCUGAUGUUACCUGCAGGACAUCAUCCCUUUCACCCUGACCCAUUUCACUCUCCCUUCUCCGUCUCACCUGGAUGCACUCAACCACCAUGGUUAUGACUCACUUAGCUCUGGUUGAAUAACUAUUGUUCUUUUAUGUAAAUUAUUCUGGAUGUCAAGCUAUUAAAUGUUACACACACAAAAAGUAUUCUUGCAUGGUAAAUCCAAAAUUGUAUACUGUAAAUUUGCAUAAUGUUGUCUAGAAGUACCAUAGGUUUAACCCAGGCUGAACCUUGACUAAGCCUUACAUGCCGAAGGCUUCAUCUGAUUGGGUUAAUGUAGGGCACUAUACUGAUAAUUUAAUGACGGUGUCAUUCUUAUUUGUCUGUUUUUUUUUUGUUUUUGUUUUUUUUUGUUGGUCUUUUUUUACUUAGGUUUUUCUUUUGUUUUUAUUUUUUGCCACUGUCGUAAACUAUUGGUGCCUAGCUUGGUGACAUUAUGAGGGGGGGGAGGCAACAAAAAGGAUCCUCAGAUGGAGACUUGUCUAUAGGUGUGUUAUCAGAAUAAUCUGUAGCUUUGUAAUCAUCAUCAUUCUGAAAUAUGCUUGCCAUUCUCAUUGUGGAACUAGAUACAAUUUUAACAGCUGCAUAAAAGAUUAAUUCAGACCGUUAUUUUCAGACAUUGGGGAAUAAAUCUUUGUACACUUGUCAUGAAAUGUCAUACUAAGGCCACCCAGAGAUAUCUGAGAGAAGAUUCUCACUUGAAAUUUCUUCUGCAUCAACUGGCCUGGCUGCAUAUAGAGCAGCAAAGCCAUGUAAAUAUAUUCUGACCCCUUGUUGGUUUUUGUCCUCAGAAGCAGGUCAGGAUUAAUAAGCACCAGAAACACUGCCUUGAUGAAGCACUUGAAUUGACCACCAGUGCUUUGACAAUGUAGUGUUAGUUUGAAGUUAUACUAAAAUGAAUUCAAUUACUCUUCUACUCUGAGUUAAUGUGUUCUUGGGUUCUGUCUAUUUGCUAAGAAUCAUGUUGAAUUAACAUUAAAUUGUCUUGUUGCAAGAUUUGAUGAGAUUUAUGCAGAGCAGAUGUUCUUGUACAAUGCAGAAGUUAACCACAGUUUGGACACACAAUAUGAACACAUGACUUGGGCUCAAAGAGUUUCCCAGUGUUGGGUAGGGGAUGUGCAAAGAUCUCUGAUUUGUUUUUUGCUUUGUUUAAGUGGGAUGAUGGCAACAUCCCUGAGAUAUCAGUACAAGUUUGCCACUGUUGGAAGUUCUACAAUGAGAGAUUAGUGGGGAAUUUAACUUAAGAAAUCAAAUGAGAUGCUAACAGCUGUUAUGCUCAUCUGUCUGGCUUCUCUUGUAAAGUGCUUUUCACGUGUACAGCAGCUCUCUAUCAACACGGCAGGAUCAGCCGAUAGAGGAGCAGAGUGCAGGUGACACUGAACACUCCACAACAGGGACGUUCCACAAAUUCAUUACUGAUUUCAUUCAGCACAUUCUCUCCUGUUCAUCUUGCAGACUGUGUGGGUUAAUGUAAUACAGACACUAUGGGAAAUGUAUUUAACAAAUCCCAAAGUGGAAGUAAACCAUUCCACAUGUUUAAAAAAAAAAAAAAAAAAACCAAAAAAAAAAAAAAAAGAGGAAAGAAUCCUGCCUUUGUUUUUGGCAGCAAAUCGAAAAUGUUUAAAAAUAAGAAGAAAAAACUUGCAAACCUACUCUUAGAUCUUUAGUUUAUUCAGACUAAAGGUGUAAGCAAUUUAAGAUUUAUUAAUAUGUGCUUAAACCAAUAUCAUUUUAAUUUACCCUUUUCAUUACAAUGCAAUUAUAUAAUAAAGAAUUCCACUGCUUAA
This is a messenger RNA of Tachysurus vachellii, 3494 nucleotides long. RefSeq names its product platelet-activating factor acetylhydrolase 1b, regulatory subunit 1a (gene pafah1b1a). Gene Ontology annotation, molecular function: protein binding. Bases 441 to 1673 code for a protein of 410 amino acids. Gene Ontology annotation, biological process: endoplasmic reticulum to Golgi vesicle-mediated transport; intra-Golgi vesicle-mediated transport; intracellular protein transport. The record is from RefSeq and is a predicted model, not a curated record. The transcript has 11 exons. Gene Ontology annotation, cellular component: COPI vesicle coat. Lineage: Eukaryota; Metazoa; Chordata; Actinopteri; Siluriformes; Bagridae.